Aspergillus affinis is the source of this 2091-nucleotide messenger RNA. RefSeq names its product SH3 domain protein. Gene Ontology annotation, molecular function: protein binding. NCBI's taxonomy places the organism in Eukaryota, Fungi, Ascomycota, Eurotiomycetes, Eurotiales, Aspergillaceae. Bases 1 to 2091 code for a protein of 696 amino acids. The transcript has a single exon. The record is from RefSeq and is a predicted model, not a curated record.
AUGGUACACGGACAUGCGCAUCACAAACAUGGCGACGUUCCCCAGAAACGAAGCCCCGACGACGGUGUCACCGUCGUUUACGUGACGGCCCCAGCUGAUUUCGACGGCCCCGUCGCGGGUUACGUGACCGGCGAAAAGCCUGCCGCCACGAAAGCCAACGUUGGUGUAGGAGCGCCCGUAGGAGCGACGAGGGCGGCAACCAAGGACGACGAUGAUGACAAGCCGACGAAGACCGCGGAGGCAGAGACGAAGAAGACGGCCGAGGUAGAGACUCAGAAAACGGCAGAGCCCAACACGCAAAAGACUGUCAAGGAGGAACCGAAAACCACCGAGGAAAAGACGCAACCGACUGCGACUCGCAACACCAAGCCGCAGACCACCCAGGUGCAGGAGACUCAUACGCAGCAACAGCCAACUCGAGUAUCUGCCACCCAGGAGGAGAAGACGACCGCCGUUCAAACAACGUUGUCAACCUCCACGUCUUCCAAAUCGCCUUUGUCCGGCACUGGCCUGGAGAACGCGGCCGCCACCAAUUCAUCUUCGCUGGACAAGUCGACCGCCUCGCCCUCCGCCGUGGCCGCGAGUUCGGGUGGUAUGUCGGACGGCGCAAAGGCGGGUAUCGCCAUCGGUGUCAUCUUGGCCGUCGGCCUGGUUGCUGGUCUGAUCUUCUUUUGCCUGCGCAAGAAGAAGCGGGGCGAGAAACUGGACGAUGCGGCAUCCGAAAACGAAAAGGUCUUCGUAUCCAACGACGUUGUACCCCCAGGACCUCCGCCUAAGAUCGAACCCGUGGCUCCAUCCAAUCCCCCGCAGCUCAACGUCCGACCCGUCACCCAAUUCGCUCCUGAUCUUACCCCUAGUAACAGUAUUGCGGCUCUCUCUGUUGGCGGUGUCGAAGACAGUCUCACGCCCGCUGCUGCUGCUGCCGCCGCCGCACCGCGUAAUCUAACCGGAGACAGCUCGCCUCACACUCCAACGUCGAGUUCUGGCAGCAACACGAACCCUUUCAAUGACCCUGUCAAUCCCUUUGCUGGCCAGGCUGAGGCCUCCUCUCCGGCCAACGCGGCACACUCGGUCAGUCCAUCUGCCGCUUCCGCCGCGACCCCUGCCGGCUCCGAGGCAGCUUCUCCGGCGGAUGGGGCUCCUCCGUCGGCCGUCGGGGCUGCGGGUGUCGCGUCGGCCGCGGCGGUCGGUGCCGUUGCAGGUGCCGCAGCGUCUUCAUCCUCAGAGGGAUCCGGCAAGGACCUGCCUGACCGUCCCGGAACUGCAGCAUCUCAAACCCCUUCGGACUUUAGUCGGACUGCAGCCAGCCCAGAUAGCGCAGUUGCCGCCGUUCCGGCAUUCGGGCCUGCGGGACACGCUCCGGCUCCGUCCAACGUGCAUCGCGUGCAGAUGGAUUUCAAUCCCUCGAUGGAAGAUGAGCUGGAACUUCAUGCCGGCCAGCUCGUGAGGCUCUUGCACGAGUAUGACGACGGGUGGGCUCUUUGCGUCCAACUCGACCGUUCCCAGCAGGGAGUGGCCCCGCGCUCCUGUCUCUCUUCUCGCCCCGUGAAACCUCGUUCCCGGCCACCCCCCGGAGCAGGACCCGGCCCUCGGGGUCCCCCGAUGAUGGCACCCAACGGCCCUGUCCCAGGACCUCAGCCGACCCGUUUCUAUCCCCAGGAUGGUCGGUCCAUGUCCCCAGUCUCCUCCCGUCCCAUGUCGCCCGCCCAACGUCCCAUGUCCCCGGCUCAUCCCGGCUAUGCCGGACCUCCCCAGCCACGCCCGCAUGGGCAGCGGCCUAUGUCCCCCGCCCAGUUUCCCCUCGUUCCCCGGUCUUACUCGCCGGGACCGGGACAGCGCCCCGCGCCGCCUCGCUCGAUGAGUCCCGGACCCUACGGACCGCCCGGUAUGCAAAGGCCGGACAUGCCGGCGGCGCAGCGACAACGCAGCAACAGUGCGGGCGGACCGAUUCCACGCACGACCGCGUCUCCGGGACCGAGUCCUCUUGCGGCCCCCAUGCCUCCCCCCACCGGUGCUCUCCCCGCCCUUCCCACCGCAGCUCUGACGUCCGUCGAGAAGCCCAGUCCAGACCAUGAGGCUCAGCCCCAGUAG